Messenger RNA from Aureobasidium pullulans EXF-150, 1908 nucleotides. RefSeq names its product alpha/beta-hydrolase. The record is from RefSeq and is a predicted model, not a curated record. The transcript has 2 exons. Gene Ontology annotation, molecular function: triacylglycerol lipase activity. Lineage: Eukaryota; Fungi; Ascomycota; Dothideomycetes; Dothideales; Saccotheciaceae. Gene Ontology annotation, biological process: lipid catabolic process. Bases 231 to 1613 code for a protein of 460 amino acids.
GAUCUAGGACCGAAGCCUCGAACGAAGCCGUCAAUGCAUGAUCGUGCCAGACGCCAAAUCGCGUGGCACAGUUGUCUGCAACCGACACAAGGCAAGAGCGAACUGACCUGUAGCUUCUUGACCAAAUCCAGGGACACCGAACAAACCAUUUCGGCUUUGAACACCAUCCAUCUCUCCGACACAACACAAGCAUCAUCACCCGAUUCUUGUUCUUCUUUGCAUCUUUCAACAUGCAUCUCUAUUCGGCCUUUGCCAUCAUCUUCUUGGCUGUUCAGUCAUCGUCAGCGGCUGUCGACGAGAGUCGAGUGUCCAACCUUCAACUUGAACCGGAGCAAGCCCGCAUUUAUGGAUGCAGAUCACAUUGCCAAUCCUUACUCUCAGAGGCCGACCCUGUGGAUCGAGAGAAUGUGGGGGCAUAUUACGAUGCGAAGUUCUACGCUACAUCCCCCGAUUUCGCCUCAUCGACCCCUGGAGACGUUUUGAAGAAAGAACUUGUUCAUCGUGGACUCGGGCGUCUUCACAGUAUCUCGCGUUCAGUUUGGCGCUUCCAAUACACUUCUCUAGAUGCGAAUGAUAGCCUUGUGCCAUCGUCCGGGAUCAUCAUGUUCCCAAGAACAUCCAUGCCCGACAUCCCACUUGGUGACCAACGCAAUGUGUUGCCUCUGGUUGCUUACGCCCACGGCACGAUUGGCCAACACUACGGUUGCGCCCCGUCUUCUGCCAUGCAUUUCUUCGAGCAGGAGAACCUGGAACCAUUACUGGCCGAAGGAUAUACUGUGGUUGCUACCGAUUACGCCGGUCUUGGGAACAACUACACCUCCCACAAGUAUCUCAGUUUUGCCGCUCACGCGAAUGAUAUCUAUUACUCGGUAGUAGCUGCGCGCAAGAUGUUUCCCAUUGUCUUCAAUGACAAAUGGAUGAGCAUUGGCCAUUCGCAGGGAGGUGGUGCGGUAUGGAAGCUGGCUGAGCAUCCACUUGUUCAAGAUCCUCGGUCUGGCUAUGUCGGCACCGUCUCAAUUGCUCCCGCUGUCAACAUGUCUGACCUUGCAACCACUACUUACGAGAAGAUCCUUCCUCUGCCCAAUUAUCAGGACUACUCCGUUACAGGCUUGAGUGCAUUACUCCUCACAGGCAUCAAGGCGGCGUACCCCGAGUAUCAGAUGCCUUGGGCUGCUGACGCACUGCAAAAUAUGUUGCACUUUACAAACAUCACACAAUCUUGUGCUGUUGCGAUCACAACCCUUGCUACAAACCUCAGAAUAGAGCAAAUCAUCGCACCCGGUGCUGCAACCCCCAUGAAUGACGAUAUUCUGAAGCAAUGGACUCAACAGCACGCAGCUGCUCAAGGAGACCCAGCAUCCAUGCCAAUGCUGCUCAUCCAAGGACUCGAAGACACAGCUGUCCUUCCCGAAUGCACUAUACGUGCGUACGAAUCCGCGACUCGACUGAACACGAUCGGUUUGCUCGAAUACUCGGGACUCAAUCACACAGCAGUCAUCGCCGCUUCGGCACCCAGGUGGCUUCAAUUCAUGAAAGAUCGCUUUUCAGACCACCCGACUGAUUUCGAGACUUCGCGUGUCACAUUCGAUGCCAAUUCGACUAUCGCAAGAUGAGUUCCAUCUCGAGCAAGUUCUGAAUGGGUCAAAGAGUCGUAUGGUACUGGAGCUGUCUUAGUUGUCAGCUGCUCGACAACAUCAUCACGUCUUGUCCCUCUUGUAUGAUGAUAUGGUCGACAUGAUUUUCUUUCAACUUCCGCUUAGUUGAACUAUGCAGUGUGUUUUCUCUGUUGGUUGAGGCAUGGUUUUUCUUCUACGUUUCAUUCGUCCUAAGCAUCUUGGCCUGUUUCGUUUUCUCCACUCCUGGUAUUGCAAGCGUUUGGGGAAUAAACAUGCGUCUGUGUAUUACAUA